This is a messenger RNA of Helianthus annuus (common sunflower), 586 nucleotides long. Its product is annotated as 60S ribosomal protein L34. The record is from RefSeq and is a predicted model, not a curated record. The coding region runs from base 74 to 436 and encodes 120 amino acids. Gene Ontology annotation, molecular function: structural constituent of ribosome. Lineage: Eukaryota; Viridiplantae; Streptophyta; Magnoliopsida; Asterales; Asteraceae. Gene Ontology annotation, biological process: ribosome biogenesis; translation. Gene Ontology annotation, cellular component: cytosolic large ribosomal subunit; ribosome. The transcript has 4 exons.
ACUCUACUUUAACUUGUUCCGCCUAUCCUUCAUCUCAUCAUCUCCGCCAUUUGCUUUCAGAGAGAAAUUAAAUAUGGUGCAGCGUCUGACCUACCGCAAGCGGCAUAGCUAUGCUACCAAAUCCAACCAGCACAGGGUCGUCAAAACCCCCGGUGGAAAGUUGGUUUACCAGACCACCAAGAAGAGAGCUAGCGGUCCUAAGUGUCCUGUUACUGGAAAGAGAAUCCAAGGGAUUCCUCACUUGAGGCCGGCUGAAUACAAAAGGUCUAGGCUAUCAAGGAACAGGAGAACGGUUAACCGUGCCUAUGGUGGUGUUCUAUCCGCCGGUGCUGUGCGUGAGAGGAUCAUUCGAGCAUUCUUGGUUGAAGAGCAAAAGAUCGUGAAGAAGGUUUUGAAGAUUCAAAAGACCAAAGAAAAGCAAGCCGGAAAGAGUUAAAAGACAGGUUAGCAACAAGAGAUUUCUAUUAGUAAUGUGUUUGAGAGAAGUUUUGAUUUUGGCACAAUGGUUAUAAGAUGUGAACUUAUAGAUUCUUAUGGAAGGUAUUGAUCGAUUUUGAAUUUGAGCAAAUUUGUUGUGUUUGUGUUA